Messenger RNA from Nothobranchius furzeri (turquoise killifish), 2301 nucleotides. It is a transcript of the gene wwox, whose product is annotated as WW domain containing oxidoreductase. NCBI's taxonomy places the organism in Eukaryota, Metazoa, Chordata, Actinopteri, Cyprinodontiformes, Nothobranchiidae. Gene Ontology annotation, molecular function: protein binding. The record is from RefSeq and is a predicted model, not a curated record.
CCUACGUCUCCCAUAGGGCAUUUCGGCUGUCGUCACCGUGUUGCGGAAGUUCCGGGAGAACGCGUCUGACAGCGGCGCUCAUAUCUCAUAGCAUAACAUUUUGUGAUUUUGUUUGUGCGCAUCGUGUUUUUUCCGUGUGAACCAUGUCAGCUCUAAGGUACGCGGGCAUGGACGAUACAGACAGCGAGGAUGAGCUUCCACCCGGCUGGGAGGAGAGAUCUACUAAGGACGGUUGGGUUUAUUAUGCGAACCAUGAAGAGAUGAAAACACAGUGGGAACAUCCCAAGACUGGAAAGAAAAAACGUUGUGCUGGAGAUUUACCAUACGGUUGGGAGCAGGAGACGGAUGAAAAGGGACAGACAAUUUAUGUUGACCACAUCAACAAGCGGACCACGUAUUUUGACCCGCGCCAGGCGUUUACAGUAGAGGAUGUGGUGGUGAAACCCAAACGCUACGACGGGAACACAUCAGCUCUGGAGAUUCUGCAGGGACGAGAUCUUUCUGACAGGGUUGUCCUCAUCACUGGAGGAAACUCUGGUAUUGGCUUUGAGACGGCCAGGUCCUUUGCUCUACAUGGUGCCCGUGUGAUCUUGGCCUGCCGGAACUUGUCUCGCGCCAGCAAGGCGGCUAACCUAAUUCAGCAGGAGUGGCACAAAGCCAGAGUCGAGGCCAUGAUGUGCAACCUGGCUUCCCUCCGGAGCGUCAGGGAGUUUGCCGAGUCUUUCAAGGCCAAAGAACUACCCUUACACAUUCUGGUGUGUAAUGCGGCAGUGUGCACCCCGCCCUGGAACCUAACCGAAGACGGCUUUGAGUCCACCUUCCAGAUCUGCCACCUGGGUCACUUCCUCCUCGUUCAGUGCCUGCAGGACGUCCUGCGUCGUUCUGCUCCUGCCCGAGUCGUGGUUGUAUCCUCAGAGUCCCACAGGUUCACAAACCUCUUAGACUCCUGUGGAAAGGUGGACUUGGCCCUGUUGUCUCCUCCGAAGGAGGAGUACUGGUCCAUGUUGGCUUACAACCGCGCCAAACUCUGCAACAUCCUCUUCAGCAACGAGCUCCACCGGCGUCUAUCUCCUCAUGGGGUGACCUCCAACGCAGUGCAUCCUGGGAACAUGAUGUACACCUCCAUUCACAGGAGCUGGUGGUUGAUGACCUUUCUCUUUACGCUGGCCAGGCCUUUCACCAAGUCUAUGCAACAAGGUUCAGCAACCACGGUCUACUGCGCGGUAGCUCCAGAGCUGGAGGGUUCAGGCGGCAUGUACUUCAACAACUGCUUCCGCUGCCAGCCGUCCAUCCAGGCAGAGGAUCCGAGCAGCGCCGCCAACCUGUGGGAGCUGAGCGAGCGCCUGGUCGCAGAGCGGCCAGUUGGGGUUCAGGCUCUCUAAUCCAUGAGGAGUUGGGGCAAGUCAAACAAGGAUCGAAGAGGAAGCAGUUGGUUUGAAACAAAUAAAAGACUGACUGCACAAUACAAAAGCUGCCAAACGUCACAUCACUACAGGGCUAAACCACGGUACAUGAUACAGGAGGGGGGUCAUAUACAUUCUACUCAACGGCUUUCUUUGCUUGGUUGGUUUGGAUUAAAAAGGGUUUCCUUUGCUUAGAAAAAUGCACGUCCCUGUUUUAAUGGGCUAACAUGUGCGUUAAUAUUCCUAAUAAUCGUCCGUUAAUUUAAUCUGUUUCUGGUUUCAUUCUUUUUUGUGCUAAAAACUGUUUUGAGGGGUCGAGAAGAAAUAAAAAGUAAAUGAGCACAGAACACUCAUGGAUAUAUAAACCCACUAGAAGUAUGAUUCUUAUGCCUAUGUACAUUAUUUGCAAUAAUUUUAUUUCUUAUCAUUGUCCCUAUUAGUCGUCUGUACAGUAUUUACAACCUCCGUGUCUGUAGGGGUAGGCUAAAGCUGGGGUGGAUGUCUCAUUAAACUAAAGUGUUAUUAAUCAGCUGAGGGAUUAAUAAAUGUUGGGAAUUUUCUGGAAUGAUUUUUUGGCUUUUUGAAUAAAGAUGGUGUUGAGUCUCAUUUAAAAGAUGUUUCCUGCACAGUUUUAAUCAGAGUGGAUGAUUUCAGGCUCCUUUAUAAAAAUGGUCAUCUUUAGUGUUGGGUAGUGUUUUUGGGGGGUUUCUGUAGAUUGGUCAUCCUGAAGCUUCUGGGAGGGUGGGGCGCUUUGCUUUUUAGACUUGUGCUUUAUGGCAGUCCGGGUGCCGUAGGUUGUCCAGGAAACAGCAUUCCAGCGUGAUGAUGUCUGCAACAAGGAGAAAAAGAACAACGUUCACAUGCUGCUAACAUUUAAUAAAAUAUGUUUUACAUUUCA